Molecule: messenger RNA, 1505 nt
Organism: Prorocentrum cordatum
Lineage: Eukaryota; Dinophyceae; Prorocentrales; Prorocentraceae
Source: the annotation of a GenBank genome assembly
AUUUUGGACUUCAGCCGUCUCUGAUUCCAGCCGUCCGAGGUGGGUGCCGCACCCCCUAGCCAGACAGCAGCCCCCUCACCACCCCCGCGCCACCGAAGAUGGGCUGCAGCGGGAGCAAGCAGGCCGGCGCAGCGCUGCCCGCGGUGGCCAAGGCGCCCCCUUCGCCCACGAUGCUGACGGCGCCGGCGCCGGCGCCGGUGAAGCCCAGCGGCAAGGGCUCCGGGAAGGGCAGGGGCGGCGGCAAGGGCAGGGCCAAGGCGGGCAGGUUCCAGAUCAAGCUCUCUGGCGACUUCAAGGAUUACGAGCCAGAGGAGGACGCCGUCCUGAAGAAGGCCUACCUCGUCGGGCAGAAGAACUGCAGGUUCCAGCUGCGGGGCCAGAGCUACGAGUAUAGCUUCCAGAACAUGACGCAGACGAACCUGGGCACGAAGAAGGUCCGCGACAUCCGGCCGCCCAUGAACAUGCCGCAGCCGUCAGCGCCGCUGCUCCCCGCGGGCCCGAUGGUCGUGAUCACGGUGCGGAAGGGCCAGGCCGGGAAGGAGAUCGAGAUCGACGACCCCAACAACAGGGGCAGGAAGAUCAAGGUGAACGUCCCGCCGGGGGCCAAGGCGGGCCAGAAGAUGGCGGUGCCCGUGCCGGAGGUCGGGGAGUCCGUGGCGGCCGUGGCGGAGAAGCAGCAGAAGCACGGCGCCGCCGCACGGCUCGCGCUGGGCGUCGGCGGCGUCGCUGCGGUGGGCGCCCUGGCGGUGGGCGGCGUCGUCCUCGGGGACCACCUCACGGGCGGGCACCUCGGGGUCGCCGACGCGGCCGAGGGAUACGCCGAGGACGUCGCAGACUGGGCGCCCGGGGCCGCAGAGGACGCGGGCGACUGGGCGGCGGGCGCCGCCGAGGACGCCGGCGAGUGGGCCACGGGGGCCGCCGAGGACGUCGCCGACUGGGCCGAGGGCGCGGGGGAGUGGGCGGAGGGCGCCCUCGAGGAUUCGGUGGACUGGCUCGAGGGCGCCGCGGACGACGUCGGGGACUUUGUCACCAGCCUGUUCUAGGCGCCAGGCCCGCACCGGGCUCGGUAGUCAGUGGUCGGCCCUGGCGCGCCUAAAGGACCGCGCCAGGCCUCUUGCUCACCACCCUCCUCCUGUGCGAGCCGCCGGGAGCGGCCAUGAGCUCCCAGUGCGGGGUACGCCCCCUCUCCCUGGGCGCGCCUAAAGGGCCGCGCCGCGUCUUGGCCGAGCGUCCGGAGCCUCUAAGCAGGACGGGCCUCGGCUUCCGCCUUCCUCCCCGACUCGCGCCGGGUCCCUGCAUAAGGCCUCGGGCCAGGCUGCCAUGGGGGCCUUCGGAGGCAGGCUCCCGCACCCUUUUUUUGCAACCUACGCUGCAGCUGCUGCCCUCGAGCGGGAGCCUGCGGCGGGAGAGAACAAAGCUCUGGACUCCUGCGCCGCGGUGGUGCAGCGCCUUGGAUGCGCUGUAUUGCUUCUCGCGCUCAUGGCGCCAGGGGCUCCAUUGGGUCC